GCCAUCGUCAGGACCCAAACAUAACAUACCGGAAAGUUUCAAAUCAUUAAGUAAACAUUGGAGUUAACGCUGAAAAUACAGACCUUCGUUUCUUCCAGAUUCCUGCCCCGUGAUACAAUGAACAACAUGUCGCCUGAAGUUGCUCUGCACCGGAUCUCACCGGAGCUGCGGCCUUUGCUCUGCAGUGUGGUGAGGAACGGCCGAGUGGGCCUCGACUCCUCUAACUGCCUCCGGGUCACAGACCUCAAAACAGGAUGCACAUCGCUGACUCCAGGUCCGUGCUGCGAUCGUUUCAAACUUCAUAUCCCCUAUGCCGGAGAAACCCUUAAAUGGGAUAUAAUUUUCAACGCUCAGUAUCCCGAAUUACCUCCAGAUUUUAUUUUUGGUGAGGAUGCAGAGUUUCUUCCUGAACCUUCCGAGCUACCCCACUUGGUCCAGUGGGAUGCUGGAGAUCCUGAGUGUUUGCUUCAUCUGGUGAAGGAGCUCAUCCAGCAGUACCAUCAGUACCAGUGCCAACGUCUGCACGAGAGCUCCAGGCUGCUUUUUGAGUACGACAGUCUGCUGGAAGAUCCGAGCUAUGGACGGAACCUGGAGAUUUACGCUGGACGGAAAAACACCUGGACUGGAGAGUUCUCAGCCCGUUUCCUCCUUAAGCUCCCAGUGGACUUCAGCAACAUCCCGGUUUAUCUUCUCAAGGACACAGCACUAGACCCAGGAGAGGAUGUGGCUCUUCUCUCAGUGAGCUUUGAGGAUGCUGAAGCUACCCAGGUCUUCCCUAAACUCUACCUCUCUCCAAGCAUCGAGCACGCUCUGGGAGGCUCCUCCGCGCUUCACAUCCCAGCCUUCCCCAGCGGAGGAUGCCUAAUUGAUUAUGUCCCUCAAGUGUGUCAGUUGCUCACCAACAAGGUACAAUAUGUCAUACAAGGUUAUCACAAGAGGAGGGAGUACAUCGCUGCUUUCCUUAGCCACUUUGGAACGGGAGUGGUGGAGUACGACGCAGAGGGAUUCACUAAACUCACCCUACUCCUCAUGUGGAAAGACUUUUGCUUCCUGGUGCAUGUGGAUCUCCCGCUGUACUUCCCCCGGGAUCAGCCCACCCUCACCUUUCAGUCUGUGUACCACUUCACCAACAGCGGUCAGCUCUACUCUCAGGUGCAGACGUCGUAUCCCUACAGCCCACGCUGGGACGGCAACGAGAUGGCCAAAAGGGCGAAGGCGCACUUCAAGAGCUUCAUCCCUCAGUUCCAGGAGGGAGCCUUCGCCAAUGGGAAACUGUAGCUCUUCUCUUGCUUUUGCUGGAGUGUGUCUGAGCGUCUGUGCUCUUUUGUGCCUGUUUUCCUUUUGUCCGCACAGACUUACUGUAUAUCCUCACGUUGUUCUCACCGAAGCUGAUGGGAAAGAGCCACGUUUCUGUAGAACUGUGUUUUCGAGGCAUCAUGAAGAUUCAUCAUAAGUGUUGACAGCUGUGUAAAAACCCUUCAUUCCUAAAGCUCUUACAGAAAAGAAAGCUGACAGCUUGUAUUAUACUACUUCUGACAAUAAAUGCUGUUUUGUUUUGCGUGACGUCUGGAGUCUCCAUGCACAUAUUUUUUAUUUGCUUUAAAAAGAGCUGAAGGAACAAGCUUUGUUUACUUGCUUUCGUCAUAUUACUGUCAAUUUGUGCACAGCUGUUGAUGUUAAAAUACUUUAGACCCUUUCGUUUUGCUUAAAGGUUGUCUUUCUUUCAUGAUUUGUGGAGUCUUUUACGGUACUUUGAACUGUUCACAAAUAUGUUUUUAUUCCAAUGUUUCCUUUAGUAAAACAUGUUUCUCUUG
Fundulus heteroclitus (mummichog) is the source of this 1814-nucleotide messenger RNA. It is a transcript of the gene babam2, whose product is annotated as BRISC and BRCA1 A complex member 2. The coding region runs from base 118 to 1278 and encodes 386 amino acids. The transcript is spliced from 12 exons. Gene Ontology annotation, biological process: double-strand break repair. The record is from RefSeq and is a predicted model, not a curated record. Gene Ontology annotation, cellular component: BRISC complex; BRCA1-A complex. Lineage: Eukaryota; Metazoa; Chordata; Actinopteri; Cyprinodontiformes; Fundulidae.